GCGAGGGAGUCGCUCGCCCUUGCGCUCUCCACCGUGACGUGCUUGCCCGCGGCGGCCUGCUCGACGAGAGUGGGCGCCACCGACAAGUAGAGCUCGCAGGGACGUGAUGCGCGAUCCGGCCGUGGCGGCGGACGGGCACAGCACGGUGCAGAUGCUUGGGUCAUGCGGAGAAGCCACGGUGGACGAGACAGCCUGUCUCGCCAGCCUGCCCGCUGAGCUCCUCGGCGCUGUCCUCCCGGCGGCCGGUCUCGUGUCGCUGGCGUCCUCCUGCAGCGCAAUGCGGGACUCGAUGGCGCCAUUUGUGAACGGCUGGCUGGAGCGCGGCCUCGACGCGCUCUUCCGAAAGGCGUGUGGGCAUGAGACUGCCGGCGCCAACCUCUACGGCGCGCGCGAGAGGUGGUCGGCCUUUGUUGCCGCGCGGAGGUCGCUCGCCCUAGCCAAGUGCUCGCUGCGCCUCGAGGAGAUCCGGCUGCUCCUCCACGCCCACCGCCUAGCUCCCGCGGCAGGGCUGCGCCACCUCUCGCUGCGCAACAACGGCCUGGGGGACGAUGCGACGGCGCAGCUGGCUCGCGCGAUCGGCUCCGGAGCGCUCCGGUGGACGGAGACGCUCUUUCUGUGCGGCAACCACAUCACGGACCUUGGGCUGCGGUCGCUCGUCGAGGCGGUGCAGGAGGGAGGCGGCGGCGCGGCGGCGCACGGCGGCGCGGCGGCGCCGGCGCCGACCGCGCUCUGCAAGCUCCACUGCGACAACAACCGGCUCGGCGACGGCGCCCUCUUCCACCUCGGCGCCUGCCUCUCCCGCGCGCCGAUUGGCCGGCUGCGUCUCCUCUCGCUCCGCACGAACGGCAUCGGCGACGUUGGCUUCGGAGGGCUCGUCCACAGGCUGCUCGGCGCUUUGCCCGUGCUGCUGCCUCGAUUGCCAGAGCUCCGGCUCGGCGCGAACCGCAUCAGCGACGCGGGGCUUGAGAGUUUGGUCGAGGCCCUGCAGGAGGGCGUGCGCGCACACCCGGCGCUAAAGCGGACCCUGCAAAACAAGAUCGGCGCGCUGGACCUCAGCGAGAACCCAAUGGGCGACGGCGCCCUCAUGGCGAGAUUCGAAUCUCUCACGAUGAGGAACAUCGGUCGCUUCCUGUAGCUCUUGCCCGAUAGGCGGCUUCGGUAAGCUCUAUCCGCUGUGCGCUCUGGGGUGGUCUCUCUCGGGGUGGUGCUUUUGUGCACACAUAUCAAGUGCACCCCCCGAAGUAAAAGGUCACGGACAGC
Messenger RNA from Emiliania huxleyi CCMP1516, 1260 nucleotides. RefSeq lists its product as hypothetical. Gene Ontology annotation, cellular component: nucleus; perinuclear region of cytoplasm; cytosol. Gene Ontology annotation, biological process: nucleocytoplasmic transport; activation of GTPase activity. NCBI's taxonomy places the organism in Eukaryota, Haptophyta, Isochrysidales, Noelaerhabdaceae. Bases 107 to 1135 code for a protein of 342 amino acids. The transcript has a single exon. Gene Ontology annotation, molecular function: small GTPase binding; GTPase activator activity. The record is from RefSeq and is a predicted model, not a curated record.